AUGAAUAUUUUUCGGUUAUUGGGCGACUUCUCUCAUUUAGCUGCUAUUAUUAUUUUAUUAGCUAAGAUUUGGGCAACACGCUCAUGUGCUGGUGUAUCUGGUAAAAGUGUUGUGUUAUAUGCUCUUGUAUUCGUAUGUCGUUAUCUGGAUUUAUUUUUACAUUUUGUUAGUUUAUAUAAUACGAUAAUGAAAGUCAUUUAUCUUGUUUCGACAUUUUUAACAAUUUAUUUUAUUUAUUUUAAAUUUAAAACAACCUAUAAUCGUAAUUAUGAUUCAUUUCGUAUUGAACUAUUAAUAUUGCCAGCACUGGCACUUGCUUUUCUAUGGAAUCAUGAUUUUUCUGUACUUGAAAUUCUUUGGACUUUUUCAAUCUAUCUUGAAUCAGUUGCCAUUCUACCUCAAUUAUAUAUGGUCAGCAAAACAGGUGAAGCAGAAACAAUAACAAGCCAUUAUUUAUUCGCAUUGGGCAUCUAUCGAUUUUUGUAUAUUCUCAAUUGGAUCUAUCGUUAUUACAUGGAAAGUGUUCUUGAUUGGAUUUCGAUCAUAUCUGGCAUUAUUCAAACAGUACUUUAUUGUGAUUUUUUUUAUCUUUACGUAACAAAAGUUCUUCGUGGAAGGAGAAUGCGUCUUCGAGAAAAUAUCUAA
Rotaria socialis is the source of this 645-nucleotide messenger RNA. NCBI's taxonomy places the organism in Eukaryota, Metazoa, Rotifera, Eurotatoria, Philodinida, Philodinidae. The record is from the annotation of a GenBank genome assembly.